ACCCGGAAGCAGAAGCGCAGCCGCGAGUCGAGCCGAGCCGCUGCCCCCGCUGCCCGCCGGCGCCGGGUGGGGGUCCCGGCGGCUGGAUGGGCAGCGGCGGCGCGGGCCGCGGGCGGCGAUGGGCGAGGAGCAGAGCACGGUGAGCGGCGGCGGCGGGCCCCCUGAGUCGCGGGCCCCGGCCGGUGUCCCCGCGGGCCACCUCGAGCCUCCGAGGCCGCGGGGGGACAGCACUGGCGCGUCCGGGCCGCGCGCCGCCUCUGUCGAGCCGAGCGGCGGUGGCUGCGGAAGCGACGCGGGCUGCGCGGACGCGAGCGCCCCGGAGCCCGCAAGGAGCCGGGCGGCCCCGGGCUGGAGGAAGAGCCGAGCACCGGGGCAGCCCGCGGGACUGGCACUCAACGGGCCUCUCAACGCCCAGACUUUGCAACUGCAGCUGGAGCAGGAGGAGGAGGAGGAGGAAGCCGAAGACCGAAAAGAGGGAGGGGAUGAACAGCAGGAGGCGCUUCCCUGCGCGGAGCCGGAGCCCGGGACCCGCGAGGGGGCUCCCGACGGACUGGUCCUGGACGUGCUAGGGCAGCGGCGCCCGCCCCCGGCCAGGAGACAAGUCUUCUGCUCCGUGUACUGCGUGGAGAGCGACCUGCCCGAGGGACCCCGCGCGGAGCAGCGGCAGUCGCCCACGUCGCCACCGCGGGCUCCGUCGGUGCCGAACCCUCCCAGCACCCCUUCUUCUUAUCCCAGCCCCCGGCUGUCCCUUCCAACGGACCCCCUCUCCCCCGACGGCGGCAGCAUCGAGCUGGAGUUCUACCUGGCGCCCGAGCCAUUCUCCAUGCCCAGCCUGUUGGGAGCUCCACCCUAUUCUGGCCUGGGCGGGGUGGGGGAUCCCUAUGCGCCCCUCAUGGUGCUGAUGUGCCGGGUGUGCCUGGAAGACAAGCCCAUCAAGCCCCUGCCCUGCUGCAAGAAGGCCGUGUGCGACGAGUGCCUCAAAGUCUACCUGAGCUCCCAGGUACAACUUGGCCAAGUAGAAAUCAAAUGCCCUAUCACAGAGUGUUUUGAAUUCUUGGAAGAAACAACUGUUGUCUAUAACUUAACACAUGAAGACUCCAUCAAGUAUAAGUACUUCUUGGAACUUGGCCGUAUCGAUUCCAGCACCAAGCCAUGUCCUCAGUGCAAGCACUUUACAACCUUCAAGAAAAAAGGACAUAUUCCCAUCCCUUCCAGAUCAGAAAGCAAAUACAAAAUCCAGUGCCCAACUUGCCAAUUCGUCUGGUGUUUUAAGUGCCACUCUCCUUGGCAUGAAGGUGUUAACUGCAAGGAAUACAAAAAAGGAGACAAAUUGUUGCGUCACUGGGCCAGCGAGAUCGAGCAUGGGCAGAGGAAUGCCCAGAAGUGUCCAAAGUGCAAGAUCCACAUCCAGAGAACUGAAGGGUGUGACCACAUGACGUGCUCCCAAUGUAACACUAAUUUUUGUUAUCGAUGUGGGGAGAGAUACCGCCAGCUCCGUUUCUUCGGAGACCACACAUCAAACCUCAGUAUAUUUGGAUGCAAAUAUCGUUACCUCCCAGAGAGACCUCACUUGAGGAGAUUGGUGCGAGGGUCGGUCUGUGCUGGAAAAUUAUUCAUUGCACCUCUAAUCCUGGUCUUGGGAUUAGCGCUAGGGGCCAUAGCAGUUGUAAUCGGUUUGUUUGUAUUUCCUAUCUACUGCCUUUGUAAAAAACAGAGAAAGCGAUCACGGACAGGUAUGCACUGGUAAAACGUAGGUGUGUCGACCUAAGCUGGUUGGAGUAGGAGCCGUACAGAAUGGUACCCCCAUCAGUGAGUCACAUCUUGAAAGACAGGGAGAGGAACCUUCCACCAUCUCUUCUCCCCUGAUUCUCUGCAGGCCACAAUGCCUCUAGCUACGGUGCACUCCCAACUUGGUGUCCUGUCCUUUCCUUAAACAAGUUGCUGCUUUUCAAAAAUGGUCACUUUCAUAAACUAUAGACAUCUGUAUCAUAACUCUGACCUUUGUGGUGGUUGGAAGAAAAUAUUUUAAAAUUAAGAACUAGUUAUCCUCAGAAUUGUUCUGAGCACACCUCUCCUGAGCAUCACUUGGACUGUCUGAACCCUGAACCUCCCUCCAAGCUGUCUUGUGAAACUUGGUGUGAGUAGCUGACGUCCUCCGUCUGUACCCCAGCAAGCAAGGCCACUUUUCAGAAGAUGAGAAUUCACCAAAUGCACCUGUUUUCAUCUGUGUAAUUCCUUUAUCCUUUGGAUGCUAUAAUUGCUUGAAAGUCUCAAUGUCCAAAAGGGAACUAAUGAAACUAAAUUAAUCAGAAAAAUCCUGAGUUACUAAAGUGCAUAUGUGUAGGGAUAUGAAUGUGUGUAUAUAUAAUAUGUAUUAAAAUCAGGCCCAUUAUCCUUGUAUUUAUCUGGUUCCAUGCCUUUACACUAUUUUUCCACACUUUCAUACACCUAUUUAAAGAUGAUGGUUCCUUUGUGGGCAUAAUUUGGUAAUGGAUUAAAUUAAAACCAAUCUAGACAACAGGCUAUGUUGAUGUUGACCUUUUCUAUUUCUUGCUCUCUCUUUUUGGCACUCACAACUAAAAAUUUGUGCAAUGUCACCCCAAGAGUAUUAAGCUUUGUAAACUGACAGAAAUGAAAGCCUGCUUUUAAGAAAUUCUCAAGAUGCAAAUAUUGAGUCUUUUCAGAUUUCUUAUACGUUGGCAUACAUUUUUCACUCAUGGAUAAAUCCUUCACAUGGGAAUAUUUAGUCCAAAGAACAAGUAUGGUGUAGAGAGAACUGCGUAAGUCUUAAAAACAAAUCCCUAUUCUCCUCAUUUUUUAACCAACUUGUAAUUACAAAUAAUUCUGCUGUAGGUCAAAGUUUACAUUAUUUAAUUCCCCCACCCUCUUUUCCUUUUCUCCUCUCUCUUUUCUUUAUUUGUCCCCAAGUUUUUCAGAAAAACAAAUGCUAGUUUUGAAGGAUUUUUCUUAUGUUUACUGCUCAAGUGCAUAACAAUGUGUUGGUGUCUUCUUAUGGUGGGGCAAUUUGAAAACUUUUUGUAUUUAUGAGUUUAUCUGAAAUAUAAACUGCUUUUGGCAAUGGAAACACCAAAAACAUGAAGGAGAUGUUUUCGGGAAUUUUUUUUCAAGUUGCAAAAUCUUUAAAAAUAAGAAAAGGACAAGCGACUGGUAUUCCUUUGUUUUCAUCACAAAAGUUUAUCAGCAGACAAGAAGAAACCCCAAAGAAGCCUUAAGUUGCCAGUUGUCUCCAAACUCACAAAAUGAGCUAUUCACUUUAGAUGUACAUUUAUUUGUCAGCAACCUUGUCUGAUUUGAAAUAGGUUAUAUGAUAAAACAGGCAUUAACACGGAUAGUUUGUGUUUGUUAAGCUCCAGAGUGUAAGAACAUUUUAUUAUUUUUGACCUAAAAAGUGAUGUUUACAUGCAUUGGUAACAAGCCAGCAUCCUUUCCACUUUUUUUUUUUUUUUUAAUCAUGCAGAAAAACUACAGCUGUUCCAGAGACUAGUUGUCUAUUCCCAGUAAGAUUAGGGCGUGACAUUUAUGGGUCUGGAAUAGCAUAUUUCUAAAGCAUUAUAUAACACAAGAUAAAGUGAUGAGCUAGUCUCAGAAAUUCAUGUUUUCAUUCAUCCAUCCAUUCGACAGAUGUUUAUUGAGUGCCUAUUUUAGGUACUCUAGUAUUAAGACUGAAGGCAGGAAACUUCCUAACCUGAAAUACAAAUGUUUCUGUCAUAAAAGUGCUUAAGUUUUAUAAGUUCAUCUUUCCUGGACUUAGGCAUUAGUUUGGCAAUAUGUGAAUAUGAUGAGACAAACCUAGCAGAUCCGUACAUAUAUGAUGUAUGAUGUCUCCAUAUCAUAUGCAUGAUAGAUAGGAAAUAUUCCCAUAACUGUUUAUGAAUACAUAUGCCCUAGUCAUAGGCACCUACUGGCUAGACAAUGUACCUUCUGGUCUGAGAUAGCCUAUUUUCUUAGGUUAUAGUGUCUGUUAUCUUUGGCCUACUCAGGGAUUUUUAUUCCUUUCUUUAAAUAACUUAUCCUUUGGUGGUAUUUUUAUAUUAUUUGGAAAACUUUCCGAUAUUCCAGUACAAAGAGGUGUCUGUUUUCAGUGAGGGCUAUUUCAGCAAUGUUUGAAGUAGUGUGCACUGUGCUAUACAAGAUUUUCAUGUUACUAUUGCAUAGUUUUUUUUUUAAUUAACGUAUGCAUUUUCUUUUCGAAGGGUGAUAUAUAUUAGGGCUUUCCCUACUGGUAACUUAAAGUAAUUAUUUGUGAUUUUUUUUUUUUAAGUUUUAUCAAGAUCUUAAAAAGAGAACAUUAUUUAUAUUUCAGUGCCAACUUUGAAGGUAAAACAAUAGUAGUAACUUUUGGGAUAAAUUCCAGAAACUAUUAUACUUUAGAAAAAGAAGCGUGCACAUAAAACAAAUACCUUUCUAUCCAAGGCUUGCCAUUUUAUAUGUUUUUAUUAUAAAUUUAAUAUAUACUACUUUUUAAAAAAUCGACCAUAUGGAAUUUAUAAAAUACAAAUUUGUCUGCCUAUCCCACCCCUCAUUUUAUAGGGGUAACCACUGUUAUGGUUUGGUAUGUCUACUCCCAGACACUUUCUACAAAUACACAAGCGUGUGUGUGUCUGUAUCUGUGUGAGUUAGUUUUGUACAAAUAGAAUAAUAAUAUUUUUACUGUACUGUGACUCUUUCAUUUUAUUAUGUAUCAGUAGACACUUUUUCUUAAGGGUUUAGAUUUACCUCAUUCUUUUAUAAAUUAUUACAUAAUCCAUUCUAGGGUUAUACUUUACCGAAUUCGUCCUUUGUUGAAUGAACAUCAAGAUUGUUUUCAAUUCUCUAUGACAAAGCAUUGGUAAAGACUCUUUCACGUUUAUUUUUAUCACCUUGUGUGAACAUUUCCAUAAGUCUUUAAAUCUUGUUCUUACAAGAUUUUUGUAAUAACAUCUUUAAUGCAUUUUUAGGAAAUGAGGUCACAGGAAUAAUGUAUCUGAGACCCUUUUGGGGUAAACAGAAAGAUUGUACAGGCGAACAUAAUUUUUAAAGAAAAGCGUACCUUGAAAGAUAAUUUCCUGUCUGCUUGAUUAGUCAGGUAAAUACCUUGUCAAAACUUGAAGAGAAAAUUUUUUUCCAAUAGAAAAAAAAAUAAAACGUGAUGCCAUGUCUGUCAGAAAAUGUGAGAGAGAUGAAUUGAUUUUGGAUUACGCAGUUUUAAAACUUGAGGGAUUUAGAUGAAAUACCCAAGCCAAAUUGAUGAUGUUUGUUACAUUUUUUAAAACACUAUCCAUGUUCGUGCAUGUUGCUCUACAGAGGAACCUGAUUGUGCCAUUGUGAACAGUAGGAAGCAACAUGUUGGCGGUUAUAAAUGCCCACGAUAAUUAAUAGAAAAACACAUUUGAUGAUGUAAGGUGUGGUGGGAUGAUUAUAAAUUAUGAAAUAACAUGAAACAUUUAUUUUAUAAUGAAUCCCAACAGCUCGUUAGGAAUUUCUAUGUGUGGUAUAAGAAUAAGAGAGAGAUCAAACCUUUUGGUGUAAGCCACGUUCUAUUGCUACCCCCUUGAUUUCCUCAGAGGUGCUAUUGUAUCCUAAGAGUGGAACAGACAGGAAAACAAUCAAAGAUAAUUAAACCUCAGUCGGGUUACAACAUGAUAUCUUUAACUGUACUUUCUCUGCUGUGGUAUCAAGAUUCGGCCAUGCCUGUCAGGAAAUUCCUUGUUCUGUGACACCUCCAUCUCUUGAGUCCCCAAGGUCUCAUUUCAGCCUUCAGCUUUCAAUCCUACCAUCCAAAUGUAUGAACCAGUACUCCUGUAAAAUUACCUACAAACCAUGGUAAUCUUUCCAGUCCUGGAUGCCCUUUCUCAAACUCCUUUUCUCUAGACUAUUCUCUGCUAUUCUAACUACUCCUUUUUAUUAAAAGAGAAGAAGACAGGGGAAGGGGCGUUGAUAAACUCACUUUGGCAUGUGCAAAGCAUUGGCAUUCCUCCUUGACCUCUGCCAAAUGAGACUACAUCUGCCAAGACAUAAAACCAGCUGCUCGCAUGUUAAAUACAGUUGUUUCAAUCUUAGACUUUGACACAAAAAGUGGCCUAAUGAACAUUAAUUGGUAUAUUUAUUAAGUAAGAAAAAAAAAUAAGAAAAUUCAUGCCAAAAGCCAUUUUAGAUUUUAAUUUUAUAAGCAAGCUGCACAUAUGCCUUAAUGUGAGUCUUCACAUUGGAUUAUAUUCUUACUCUUUCAUAUUUGUGGCUAAAAUCUAUUCCAUCUAUUAAAAGUAAUUUUUCCUGUGGUCAGCUUUAUUUUGGUUUAUGUUAUUAUCUGUUAUAAACAUAGCCUUAAAAUUCCAUAAUGCACUUUAAAAUACUCAUGCCAUUUAAUUUUUUCUUUUUCUAUUUUUUUUUUUUUUUUUUUUUGGUGAGACGGGGUCUCAUUGUUGCCCAGGCCAGUCUUAAACUCCUGGCUUCAAGUGCUCCUCCUGCCUCAGCCUCCCAAAGUACAGGUGUGAGCCACUGUGCCCAACCCCAUUUAAAUAAUUUAACAAUGUUAAAGCAACUAAUACAUAUCUAUCAAUGGAGACAGUAGAGUCAUAGUAUUAGCAAAUAUGUGUCAUCUCUUUAAAUUUGGUGGAAUCAGAAGCUAAAGAUUUAAAGCCAAGUAAAACAUACCUGAAAAAAUACAAUUUCUGAAAUUAUAUUAAUCCUGGAAAUUGGUUAUCAGGAGCUCAAACAUAGCACAUAAUACUUAAUAAAUGUUACCUAAUAACCCAGUUGUAAUAUUUGUUUAAAAUGUUAAUUUCUGCUGAAAAUUUUAAUUGCAAUUUAGUAGUUCAUGCAAUUCUAUAAAAAGAAGUUUCUCUAACUUGAAACGAGAUAAGUUAAAACUUCUGCCACCAGUUGCCAGUUGGAGUAUAUUUUGUUUUUCAAAUCAUUAUUAUCUAAGAAUGAUAUUUUCCUCCUGAUAUGGAAAAUAAGUUUCAGUAUCGUAUAUCCACAAUUACUACUCUGAUAAAACUAAAAUAAUUUUAUAGACCAUUAAAGUAUAAUCUAAACAAAAUUAGAGUUUCAAAAUGUCAGGAGUAUUUAAGAUUGUGCAAUGAUAAGUAAUGAUACAAACCUUUAAAAGAAAAAUGCAGUGGGACUCCUUUGUCACUCUGAUUUUGAGGAUAGAACUAAUACACAUUUCCUAGCCAAGUAUUAUGUAGGGUACUUCACUUUUGCAAGGCCAGAACUUUAUGACUUUAUCCAAAUCCAAGAAACAGUCACGUAGUAUGAGAUUAUUGUAGGUUUGUUUUUUUUUUUGAGCAUUAGCUGAAGCUUUAAUAUAUCACAUACCUUACACAUACCUAUACAUACUGCCAAUUUAGAAUCAUACAGUCGUGCACAUUACAAACUAUAUACAUUUUUUUUUGCUAAAGAAGUGACUGUUUUGAGAAUAAUAUAGACUUAAAAAGCAUUAAAUUAUUUUUUAAAUAAAUAACACAAAACAUUACCACUGCCUUUUUUGAUACUCGUCUUUUCAAAGAAAUUUCAUUCAGUGUAUAUAAAAUAACUUUGCAUCACUUAGAUUAUUCAGACUUAUUAUUAGCAUAGAAAGCACUUUGUUUUCAGCUCCGUGCCAUGUUUUGUCACUCUGUUCCAUCGGUAGUACUAAAUGACUUGGUGAAAUGAUAUCCACAUACUUUAACAUCAAGUUCUUAUUUUCUCUUAGAUUUCUUGAUUAUCUUGCUUUUUGCCUCUGCAGUCUUCUUCCCAUCUUGCCAAGUGUGGGAUAAAUUCUGUCUUAUCGUUAACUCUUCAUUCUAGUGAAAUAAAAAUCAACACUGAAAGGACUCUACAGUUCAUCUCUGGUAGUGAGCAUGAUUUACCUUUGCUUUUUGAAAUGUAUUAGGAGUGCCUGGAACACUUUUCCCUCUUCUUGAUAGGAGUGGAGAACACUGCCUAGCCCUCUACCAAGAAGUCAGGCAAAUGAAUGAGAAGAUAACAAUUGGAUCAGAGGGCCCAAUAACACCCUAAAACCAGGCUUCAGAAAUUGCUUCAUCAUUAACAUCAGUAUUGUGCUUACCUAUUAGUUGGACAGAAAGCACAUAUGGACUUUGAUCCAGCCUGACCCCGAGUCAUUGUCCUGUAUCCAGAAAGGGUUAUGGUUUAUGAUCGUCGUCCCAGCUUUGACUUGGGGUACGUUUAUGCAGUGUAGCAUUUGUAUAUAAAAUUCAGCCAAUGGAUUCAUACUCUGUGAACAUUAUUAAAUUUUGAUAAUCUAAAGUAGAUCACCUUGAAUGUAAUUGAUAUUAGCUCUAUUCUAGAGAAACCAUUUGUCAUUUGCAAAUAUUCAACUUUUCAUUGUUAUAAUUUAGAUAUGUCACACUCUGAAUAAAUAUAUGAAGAUAUAUUUCAUAGUAUAGUUUAGUACAUGACCCAGAAAAGUUCAAAGGAGAGUCAAACUCGGGUAUUAGAGGGCCCUAGAAAUUGCUGAAAUAAUGAUCAUUUCAGAUUCUUGUGGCUGGCCAACUAUGCUGUCAGUCAAUAGUCCCUGAAAAUUUGCGUGGUGUUCACCUCAUGCUCCAGCUUGGGAAAUAGUCUCAAUGAUCUGGUCAAGUUAUUAAAAAUAACGUUUGUAUUAACAUUUUACUUCUUCAAUAUCCAAAUAUAUGUUGAUUGUUUCAAGCAAAUAGUAUCUAAAUGUUUGAUAGAAAUAGCUAAAUUUUUUUAGUCCAUAGAAAAUUAUUAUGCUUUAUGUUUCUAGAUUAAGUAUUGAGAGUUUUUUUUUUGUCAGCUGACUAUGAACCUUUUUAUUAAGACUCAUUUCCUUUUCAACUUCCAUAGGGCAACCCCCCAAAGCUUACUUUUAUUAUUUGAUGAUUUUCAUCAAAAUUAAAAUUCUGCUGAUGGAAUUUUAAAAUGUAGACCAACCUUAUAUUUAACAUGAAAACUAGAAUAGUAAUUGGUUUAUGUAUAUAUGAACAUUUACCUUGACAAGAACAAUCUGUUACAGAUUUUUAACAUAAAAAUUGACAAUCAUGUUGCUAUGGAAACAAUUAUUAACAUAAUAAUUAGUAAAUUCUGACAGAUCACAAAAAGUUUGUGUAGAAGGAACAUUAAACAGAACAUUAAAUCAUUAGUAAAUUAACACAUUAUUUAUUAAAAAGGUAUAAGUUAUUUUGUUUCUAUUUUAAACAAAAUUGAUUAUAAGAUAUUUACAUGAAACUUAUGUAUUGUAUGUCUAUAAUCAAAACUGUGGGACAAGUAAAUUAUUUACAUAUUUUUCACAAAGAAUGUAAAAUACGAAAAAAAGCAUUUGGGUAUUUAAUCUGUUAUUACAAUAUACUCAGAAAUUGCAGGUCUACGGAAUAAUUACCAUCUUCUAUUUAAUUAUCAGAUUGUAUCCCAUUUUGAUUAUAUUCUCAUAACAGUAAAAUAUGAGAAGAAAUUUCUCUAACAUUUACUAGUAUAUUGCUGUUGUUAGUUUUCUGCAAAAUUUGUAGCCGUUUCCCAAAGAAUAUGUCAUGUUUUUCAUGUUUAAAUUGAACCUGGUUGAAAAGAUAUUUCUUUGAUUUUUUUAAUGACAUUAGAAAAUAUUCAUGUAAUUUUAUUUUUUAACUUUUUCUGCAUUUCAUUAGUUAUACUAUAAUCUUGACAUCUACAAAAGUAUGUGGAAGAAAGCAUUUCAAAACAUUUUUAAAAAGAAGCAGGCAGAAAUAAAAUAAGAAAACAGAAUAUUUUUAUGUAGAUAUCUCUGAAAAUGUAAAGGAAAAAGCAAAUUCCACUAAAAAGAAAAUCUAGGGAAAUAAGGAGUAUUUAAAAGACCUAAUUUCUUACAUUGUUGAAAUCAGCUUCUUAUUUCUAAAUGAUUAUUUCAUGAUGUUGGUUCCAUGAGUUGUGCUUUUAGCAUAGUACAUAAUUUCCUUACCACUUAGUGUUUAUAAAUUAAUUACUAAAAAGAAAGGAAGAGAUUGGUGAAUAAAAACCAGGAAAACUGGGUUUAUUCCCAUUUUCCAAUAGCACUAAUGUAUAAUCCCUUUAACCUUCCAUGAUGGUGCUUUGUGUGACGAGUAUAUAACAUUUAUACAUGUUAUUAGUGCCUUAUUUUUUUCACUUGACUUUAUUUCUUAUCUAAAGAGCCAUAUAUUUUUUGUGAGUGUUCUUUGGUCUCUCUGUUUAAAGUACUAAGGAGACAGUGUAUCUUUAGGAAUGUCUGUAGGUUGUGUUUGCUACCCUAACCUACUGGGUUAUAAGAGCAGCAGACUAGCCAAUGUAUUUUUCUUAAAUGGCAUUAUUCAUUUUUAAACUAAAGGAUAAAGGUGUAUAUUAAACACUAGAAAUUGAAGCUAUUGAAAUUGAAAUAUAUUUUGAAACCACACAAAAGAAUGCUUUUUAAGUUUGAACAGGAUUUGAAAUAAAUGGCUGAGUUUUAUCUAUAGCCCCAAUUAGGACAAAAUCACUUUAUAAAAAGCGUUAGAAAGAAAAGUAACUGUGUUACAGUAAACUCACUGUGAUCCGGAACUCAAGCAACCGGCAUGGGAUCUGGCCAAAAAAAAAAAAAAAAUUCUGAGUUUAAAGUUGGUGCACCCUGCUGCCAAUUAACCCCUGCUUCCUGCAUUCCUCCUGCAGCUCUCAUGCGUUAUUUGUAACAGUUUUAAGUGUUAAUGUGUGUUAGUUAAAGUUAAAAAAUGUGGUAGCAAAGUUGAAAAGUUGUAUUGACUGACAUUUAACUAAAAUUAUACACUGUAUUUACAAAGCUAUUUUAUAAUGCAGUAAAACUGUAUUACAGUAAGUGACGUUUGUCUUUGUCUUACUUUGUUUUUAAUUAGUGUGCUUCAAUAUUAAUAUCAAGUCAACACAGAGUUUAUGGUGUAGUAGGGCGUAGUAUGGUGUGGGGUAUAGAAUAAGUUAGGCCUGUUUUUAAUAGUAACCCUCAAGCAACCGGAAACUACAUUUAUCCGGAAUCUACCAAUCCCCAUGGGUGCUGGAUAAUGGGGAGAUUACUGUAGUUUAUGGAUUUGACCAUUUCCCUACAACUUGUGGUUGGCAAUAUUUUAUCAGUAAUAUACUUCCAUGCAGACGCUAGAGAACCACCGUGGUGUUCGCUAUUUACAUGUUAAUUCAUUCACAGCUUUAUCAACUCAAGCCAUUUUGUAUACUAUAUUGUUUUGUUCUUCUGGGUCUGUGCCUUUUGUUUUAGCUUUAUGCAAUGUGCUGGUUUUGUUGUAUUCUUUAUGUAUUAUGGUAUGUAAUUCAACUUUUCCUGAUGAAUGUAUGAUGAAUAAUUAAAAUAAACCAUGUGCUUAGAAAAGACAAAGACACAGGUUGUAUACGCAAAUGUGUAAAUAUUUGACAAAGACAAAAUGAAAAAGAAUCCUUCCUGCCAACACAUGGGUCCUGCUGGACAGAACCUGGAAAUUAACAGAUUUUUUUUUGUUUUUUAAGCAGUGAAAUUUAAAAAUCUAUUACCUCAAGAAUUCUCGGUGGAUAUGUGUCAACGUACUGCUUCUUCUUAGGAAGUACAAUCUCACUUGCUGCUGGCAGUAAAAGCAACCCAGAUCACACAAAUUUUAGGGACAAGUCUUUCAAAAGAUGGAUAUCUCGUGGUAUUUUGGAGUCUAAUUUUGGACUUUGAUUAAUGUCCCAAUGGCCUUUUGUUAUGAUUUUUUUUAAUUAUUAUUAUUUUUGCUUGGUUCUUUGAGAAUGGAAGGGUAAUCUUAAUUAUGAGAUCAGAUUGCAUGGAAGAAGACAUUCACUCUGCUUGCAUGAAAACUCUGAUGGGAAUCAAACUGUGUUUUGAUUGUCACUGUCUGAGCUGUUGUGUGGAUUACUGUGGAGUGCUGGUUACUGCAUGAUGUGUGCAAUACAUCGUGCAACACCAUCUAGCAAUGCCUAAUAAAAGUUCUGAAAACAGAA
Messenger RNA from Nycticebus coucang (slow loris), 11883 nucleotides. It is a transcript of the gene RNF217, whose product is annotated as ring finger protein 217. Gene Ontology annotation, cellular component: ubiquitin ligase complex; cytoplasm. Gene Ontology annotation, molecular function: ubiquitin protein ligase activity; zinc ion binding; ubiquitin conjugating enzyme binding. Gene Ontology annotation, biological process: positive regulation of proteasomal ubiquitin-dependent protein catabolic process; protein polyubiquitination; ubiquitin-dependent protein catabolic process. The record is from RefSeq and is a predicted model, not a curated record. NCBI's taxonomy places the organism in Eukaryota, Metazoa, Chordata, Mammalia, Primates, Lorisidae. Bases 119 to 1747 code for a protein of 542 amino acids. The transcript is spliced from 6 exons.